This is a messenger RNA of Saccostrea cuccullata (small rock oyster), 659 nucleotides long. RefSeq lists its product as uncharacterized. Bases 189 to 620 code for a protein of 143 amino acids. The transcript has 4 exons. The record is from RefSeq and is a predicted model, not a curated record. NCBI's taxonomy places the organism in Eukaryota, Metazoa, Mollusca, Bivalvia, Ostreida, Ostreidae.
UAUAGCUGACCUAGUGAUAAAAUAGGCCAACUAAAAUUGGAGAAAAGUUUGCCUUAGUGUAUGAUGACCAAUGGUCAGAAGCCUUUGAAGCAUUAAAAGUAGGAGGAAAGACAGAAGAGACUGUAGUCACAGAGCUAGCUAAUUUAGUCCGGGAAUGCUACAAAUUUUCUGAUGAGACUAAAGAUAAAAUGAGAAACGAGUUGAUGAAAAGAACAGCCGAGGUGAUCAGAAACCCGUUGCAAUCAUCACUGUCGAUUACAGAAGAACCGAAAGAUGUCCAAUUAACAGGGUCAAAUGCUAUUUUUAAUGACCUUUUGAAAAAAAAUGGAGAACAGUCAGUCAAAUGCCUUAAAAUGGCGUUCAGAAAACAAAAGGAGAGCUACACACGUGAUAAAAGACUUACUGAUUAUCUGGACAUUCUGGUAGAACUCACGUGGAACAUGGUCCUACAGGAUCCGCCGAUGGCCCUAAAUUUUGCAAAAAACGGAGACAAGAUCGACGAGAAAUCAUUCAAACACUAUAGCAAGAAAGGCAAUGUUGUGCUCCUUUGUGUAUGGCCGGCUUUACAUCUGUAUAAUGGUGGACCAAUUGUGUCAAAAGGCUUUACUCUUCCUCAGUAAUAGGCUACCAGUAAUACAAUGUGUACAAAUUUUGUGAAG